Molecule: messenger RNA, 180 nt
Organism: Gongylonema pulchrum
Lineage: Eukaryota; Metazoa; Nematoda; Chromadorea; Rhabditida; Gongylonematidae
Source: the annotation of a GenBank genome assembly
AUGUUGCGCACACUGCAGCCCCAGAAUCGUGAUUGUUUGCGAGCUCGUUACGCACUUUCCGAUACACGCAAUUUGGUACAUGGUGCCGAUUCGGAGCAAACUGCCACCUAUGAAUUGAGUUUAUUUGCACCAUAUCCCAAACUUUGCCUGAAGAAUGUAAUACCGGAAAUUGUUUGUUGA